Salvelinus fontinalis (brook trout) is the source of this 3758-nucleotide messenger RNA. RefSeq names its product ras association domain-containing protein 8-like. Gene Ontology annotation, biological process: signal transduction. The record is from RefSeq and is a predicted model, not a curated record. The transcript has 5 exons. Lineage: Eukaryota; Metazoa; Chordata; Actinopteri; Salmoniformes; Salmonidae. Bases 342 to 1637 code for a protein of 431 amino acids.
GCUGCCAACAUUACACAAAAAGGAGCUGGAAUCAGAUGUCCUAUAACAGAUUGCACAGUAAACACGCGUGGAUAUGCAGAGUGCGAACUUUAAUUAGGUAGCCUAUUUGCACAAUAUAUAAACCUUUGGAUUAUGCGAUAAAAUAAACAGCAGAGAACAAUUAUCUAUCACCCGAUUGAAUGCCUGAGCGAAUUCAGAGUGGGACCAGAGAAAGAGGGGAGUUUCUCAUACACUUUUAGCCGGAGGACUGCGGCUGGAAAGAGUCUCUCUGUUCUAUAGAAUGCUGGAGAGAUCCUGUGUAGCGCCCCCUUGUGUGGAGGAGGAAUGACGACGCCCCCUCGAUGAGAGCCAUGGAGCUGAAAGUGUGGGUGGAUGGAGUGCAGCGGAUCGUAUGUGGCGUCACAGAGCUCACCACGUGCCAGGAGGUGGUCAUUGCCCUGGCCCAGGCCAUUGGGCGUACUGGCAGGUACACGUUGAUCGAGAGAUGGCGGGAGACGGAACGUCACUUGGCCCCGCAUGAAAACCCUGUGGUGUCCCUCAACAUGUGGGGCCAGUAUGCCAGCGACGUGCAGCUGGUUCUCCAGCGCACUGGCCCCUCCCUCAGCGAACGUCCCAACUCCAACUGCUCAUCCCGUGUGCCCGAACGCGGCCUCUACCGCCAGAGCCUGCCUCCUCUGGCCAAGUUGCACGCGUCGGCCAAUGACCGCUUGCUCAAGCGUCGGGAGCCCAAGCGUAAGUCCCUCACCUUCACGGCUGGGGCCAAGGGCCUGAGGGAUAUUUUUGGGAAGGGCAGAGAUGCCGAGGCCAAGCAGCAGCAGAGAGCACUGAACCAGGGCAGGGGGGUGGUGUCUGUGCCCCUCAGUCCAGCCCGGGAGCUGGUGCGCUUGGUCCAGCUGCAGAAGGACAAGCUCCAGCUACUGGAGAGCCGGCUGCAGGGCUGUGAGGCAGAGCUACACGGCUGUGAGAGCGGUAAUGUUGGCGUGUGCAUCGAGGGUCAGGAGGGCAUUGGCGUGCUGGAGGAGGAGCUGGUGCGUCUGGAGCAGCAGCUGCGGAGGAAUGAGGUGGAGAUGUCCGAGGAGGAGUUCUGGCAGAACGAGCUGCAGAUCGAGGAGGAGAGCGAGCGGCAGCUGAGGGAGCAGCUCCAGGAGCUGAUUGGACGGGUGCGAGAGUGCGAAGCCCGGCUGGGGGAGUACCUGACCCGUAUCCAGGGCAUGGAGGCUGGCCUGGAGCAGGAGACUGAGCAGAGCAGGCAGGUGGACGAGGAGGAGGCCCGGGCCCAGCUGGGGAAGGUCAGGGCAGAGCUGGAGCAGCAGGUUCAACACAGAGUGCAGCUGGAGAGCAGCUGCAGGGCUGUGGACCGCUCACUGGGACAGUCCAGCAAGAAACUACAGGAGAAGGAGCAGGAGUUGGAGCAGUUGACCAGGGAGCUGAGACAAGUGAACCUUCAGCAGUUCAUCCAUCAGACUGGCACCAAGGUCACCGUUCUACCAGCCCAGCCCAAUGAUCAGGAGAAUAACACAGACCUCCAAUCAGGCUCGCUGAAACGGCUGGGCUCCUCCCGCCUCCUCCCCAGCGACCUCCGAGCUCUGCAGAGUCCAGUGUCUUCAGGCCUCAACCCUGAAGGCAUCUACGUCUGAACCCUGACCUUUACCUUUUGCUGCCUACCAUCAGUGACCCUCUGCUGGAGUUGAGUCGGCUUCUCCCCUGGAGGAUCCAUCUCUUAUCUCCAUUGGAGCGCCACCAGAGGAGGCUGGUGGGAGGAGCUAUAGGAGGAAGAGCUCAAUGUAAUGGCUGGAAUGGAAUAAAUGGAAUGGUACCAAACACAUGGAAACAACCAUUACAAUGAGCACUUGCGCUGGCAGCUCAUCCCCUAGCCUCCUCUGAUCUCCACCCUGUCCUCACACAAUGCCAUCCUUCCCCUUCUCUCUGCUGACUUUCCUCUAUCUUCCAUGAGAACACACAGAGACCCUCAACAGUUUUGUCAAGACUAUAGGAUUUAGGAUGUUUGCCUCGUUUUGGCUGAUCUGCCACUGGUAGAUAGCUGGAGAGCUCGACCGUGUCCUUGCUAUGCAUUUCAAACAGUCAUGCUUCUUUGAGGAACAGAAUGCCCAACUUCUCUAUUUCCUCUCGAAGAUCUACAAGGACCGAGUAGAUGCGAGAAAUAUGGUAUUAACACCACCUAGCACUCUGUUACCUUCAUAUAGCAAGCUAAUGGACUAGUAAAGUGCACAAUCACAGUCAUGUGAUGACAACUAGAGUCAACCGCUGCCCUUGGCCCUGGACAACCAUGAGGAAAUCCAGCUGUUUGUAGGGGUUGAGACUGAAGAAAGUCCCUUUGAGAUCAGGCGAUAUAGAGGAAAUGAAAAUAUCUUCAGACAACCAUGAUUUACAAAGACAGAGGUCUCAAAAGUCUAUUGGCCAUUUGUUACAGAAACAGAAUGGGUCAGAAAACCAUAUUUUACACAGAUAGGCCACCUUGUGUGAGACCUGUGGUGUGUAGCAGAGCCAUAUCUGAUUGCCUUAUAAGUAUUUUUCUGUUUUAAAGACUUUAAGAACAGUAAAGGCUGUUAUAACAGAUACUUAUAGACAUGGCAGCUAUGCUCCAGAGAUCCGAUGGACCAUUUAUGGUCAACACAGCAGUCUAGUGACUAAUUGUUAAUCAGUUUUGUAUUUUUUUUGUGACUGAUGACAAUAGCUGUAUAAUCUGGUCUGCCACUGGGUGGCAGAAUACAUCUCACAAAACAUUUUGCUAGGAUCUUAAUAUUGGUCAUUUCAUAUUGAUUAUACAUGCAAAAAUUUUACAUUAUGCAAUUGAUGUGGUUACUCACUUUCAUCGUUGGAAUCUUUUAGUAUGCUGUGUUUACCGUUGCACUUUUACUUUGGAAGGGCCUGUACAAUUUGUACUUACCACUUAGUUUUUAUAGAUAAUGUCUUGUUUGUGUUGAGUGGUUUUCUUUUCUCAUUUGUAACCUCUUGAAGAAUCGUGGGUUUGUUUAUUGUCUUACAUGGCUAAUCAUUUUUAUGAAGUUAAAAUAUGUCUCACAUGAACCAAAGCAAGUUAGACAAUGUGAUUGGUGGCGGUCAACCUGAAUGUACUUAAUUUGUUAAAACAGAACAUGCUCUGUAAAUACCUUUUACAGGGGCCACUGUAUCUGCCUCCACUUUAAAAGUGAUGCAUUUGUAAUGGAGAGUUAUUGGACUGUGAAUGUAUCUGUCAAUAGAUCGAACUCCACUCUGUGGCUCUUCAGCCUCAUGGAGAGAGGACUGAGUGAGAUAAGAGGUUGUUGUUUGGUUGUGGACUAGUUGAUACCAGGGAACCCACCAACAGCAAAGCCGGUGGACGCACGUCAAGGUCAACAGACUGACCUGAAGCUCGUUCCAUUCAGUAUUAUUGAUGUCCUAGUUUGGAUCAUGAAGAAGGGUUGAGCUGUGUCGCCGAAAUGUAACCGAACUGUAACCCACUAACACAAGAACAAUGGCUCUUAACAACGUACACAGCGGAGACUAUUAGCAUGCCUUACUGAAUUGUAAAUAAUCACUACAUAGUAUUGGAAUAUUUUUUACAAUAUUUAAAAUAAUGCAUAAUGCUGACAAAGACAAUAGUUGUACAUAAUAUGAAUUAACUUUUGUUUUAUCCUGCUACUCUGUGGACAGCUUGGUGCAUGCACUGAUGUGUUGGUUUCAUUGCUGUUUUUGUAUUGUUGAAAUGACCAGAGGCUUACGAUAAUAGUGGAUUAUAAGUACGGAAGUAUAAUGUU